CUGGAGCUACAGCUGCGGCGAUGGCGCACGAAGGCCCGAGGCAGGUCCGAGACCGCGGGGUGACCCGAUCCAAGGCGGAAAAGGCGCGCCCGCCUACGGUUCCGGUGCUGCAGGUGGACAUAGUGCCUGGGCGGCUCACUGAGGCCGAGUGGAUGGAGCUCACGGCUCUCGAAGAGGGCGAGGAAGUGGUGGGGGACAUCUUGGCUGAUCUGCUGGCCCGAGUCAUGGACUCUGCCUUUAAAGUCUACCUGACCCAGCAGUGCAUUCCAUUCAUCAUCAGUGAGGCACGGGAAGCCAUGCUGCAGAUCACCGAGUGGCGCUUCCUGGCCAGGGACGAGGGAGAAUCUGCAGUGGCAGAGGACCCCACAUGGGGCGAGGACGAGGAACCCUUGCCUUGCACGAUAGACGCCUGGGCUCAGGGAUCCGUGCCCGUGCUGCACGCGCUGACCUCGGUGGGGCUGAAGGAGAACUUCCAAGGCGAAGACCAAGAGAACGUGGACCAGAUCCCUUUAGGAGGUUCGUGGAUGGAUAUAGGCUCUCAGGAGCGGAUGGAAUCUUGGGAGCGUCCUCCUGAACUGAGAGUCACACCGGGCCCCCUACCCACCCUGGUUGUUUCAGGAGACAGGGCCCAGGGGUCCUUUCGAGAAACUGGACGACCAGGCGAGGGGCCACCUGUUUGCAGUCGGAUCCUUGAACGGGAGCAUCCAACUGUCGGGAGAGAUGGCGCCCGCCGGCAGUCCCCACCCUUCUCUGGAGCUGUCCUUGGUAGCCAGCCCUCAGGCCUCUGUCGAGAGGGCACAGCCCCUCAGCUCUCAGUUCUCGUUUGAGGACCUCUACUCUUCGGCGCCGCAG
Kogia breviceps (pygmy sperm whale) is the source of this 852-nucleotide messenger RNA. NCBI's taxonomy places the organism in Eukaryota, Metazoa, Chordata, Mammalia, Artiodactyla, Physeteridae. The record is from RefSeq and is a predicted model, not a curated record.